Messenger RNA from Teleopsis dalmanni, 1269 nucleotides. It is a transcript of the gene jigr1, whose product is annotated as transcription factor Adf-1. The record is from RefSeq and is a predicted model, not a curated record. Gene Ontology annotation, cellular component: transcription regulator complex; nucleus. Gene Ontology annotation, biological process: regulation of transcription by RNA polymerase II. The transcript is spliced from 5 exons. Bases 89 to 1102 code for a protein of 337 amino acids. Lineage: Eukaryota; Metazoa; Arthropoda; Insecta; Diptera; Diopsidae.
AUAUAAAUAUGAAGAUGGGACAUGCCAGAAAUACACGCUGGCUUCUAACAUAGAUAACUUAAAAUUGAAACGCGGUCGACCCAUUCAAAUGGGAGAGUUUGACUUGAGCCUUGUGCGUGAAUUUCGCAGUCGGCCAGCAUUUUAUGACCGCAAUGAUAAUCUAUUCCGGGACAAAUUUUAUAUAGCGAGAGAGUGGCAACAAAUAUCAAAUCAGUUAGGCUACGAUGUAUCGUUGCUUAAGGAUCGUAUGUUACAGUUACGUAAUCGUUUUAAUUUGGAGAAACGUCGUCUAGAGAAUUUACGAGAAGAGCAUCCAGGUCGUAUAAUAGAGUCACCUUGGCCAUUAUUCGCAGAAUUGGGCUUCUUAAACGAUCAUAUACGAUCUCGUCGUUCGUAUAAACGUCUAAUGGCUGGUCAAGAUAACGGCUCAAUGAAUUCAUCAGUAGCAAAUGAAUUCGUAUAUUCUGGAAGUAAUGUCUCAUCUUCGACUACGACGCUAAUGGGUUCAACAUUGCCAAAUAAUUUGGUUAGUGUGAAAAUGGAAGAAGAAGAGGAAGAAGAGCGCGUAUCAGAAGAAACUGAAAGUGGUGAUGGUAGCCAGGAGGAUCAUUUAGACAAUGCUAAUUAUACAAAUAAUUUUCAGCGUAACAUUAAACAAAAUAAUUCACAUUCCUCUUCCUUGUAUCAACAAAUACAAAAUUCUACGCCUAUAAUGACAAUGCCACAACAAUUUGUAAACAGUAUUGAGGUGCGUAAUUUGGAUAGCAUGCGUGCAAUUCCAUCAACAAGAAAAGAAACGGAUCCACCAGAACACCAGAAUAGUUCGGUUAAUAAUCUAUCAGACUCUUCAUCUGACAUUGGAGUGACAACGCCGCCACCACCACCGCCUCUAAAAAGAGCACGCCUUGCUUCCUCGCGGGGUCAAAGUAGCCGCGAAAGUGUAUGUCAUGCAUUUGGACAUUAUAUAUAUUCUUCAUUAAUGGAGCUUCCUAAAGAGAAAGCACUGAAAGUUAUGGAAAGCAUGCAAUACGACUUAUUCAAAGUGAUGAAACAGAAUGCAAAUAAUUCAUCUGUUCAAAUUGGCCACUUUAAUGGUCAUUGAACUCCAUGAUCGAGACUUCAGAAUAUAUAAUUUUUUUUUUAUCUAAUAAGAACUAUUCUACAUAUGUAUACAUAAGUUAUGUUAUGCGUAAGAAAUUAACUUUAAUUAUAAUUGUAUUGUAAUAGCAGUAUAAUGACUAGUAAUAUGUUAAUUAUAAGAUAUAAAAA